UUCGCGCGCGAAAGAGGGCGAGAUUCAGGAAUAAAUAUCCUGAGAUUCAUGAGAUUCAGACACAGACACAAAGAAGAGAGAGAAAGAAAGAGUGAGAGAGACUUUGGAUUAAACCUCAUUUUAACGCACAUUGCAGUGGAUCAGAGACACGCGCACAGAGAGGAAUUUCCAGUGAGACCUGUGUGAGAACCAUGAAUUUAUUCCUGCAACUAUUCCUGCUUCUUCCAGCUGUGUUAUGUUAUGCCGAUCUCACAGUGCUACAUCACAGACAGAAGAGAGGGACACGUAUGUACACUAGAGAAAUGCAGUGCGUGGACACUGACUCAACUACAGUCAGAAACACUGGGGCGACGUGGCUGCGUUGGAAAGGUCCAAAAGUUGAAUUCUGCCGCUGUACCUCACGAGGAAGAACAAAAUGUCAUGAGAUACCAGUUACCAGGUGUUUUGUGUCAAAGUGUUAUAAUGGAGGGUUGUGUAAAGAAGCUGUUUACUCGAAUGAUUUUAUAUGCCAGUGUCCAACCGGGUUUUCCGGCACUCGGUGUGAAAUCAAUACAGGUGAGAAAUGUGCGAGGGGUCAAGGGUUAGAUUACCGUGGUAUUUGGAGUACGAGCGCAUCAGGACUGGAGUGUAUUAACUGGAAUUCAACGUCACUGAGAGGAAAGAAAUUCACAGCUAAAAGACCAGAAGCCAAUACACUGGGACUGGGAAAUCACAACUACUGCAGAAAUCCAGAUGGAGAUACUAAGCCCUGGUGUUAUGUUUAUAAAAGAGCUCAGAUCAUAUGGGAAUUCUGCUCCUUACCCACCUGUGUAUCAGAGCCCACGCUGGAGUGUUUACUCGAAUCAGGACAGACGUACAGAGGAACAAAAGCUAUUACACGCAGUGGAUUAACUUGUUUACCGUGGGACUCUUCUGCUGUCUCUCAAAAAUUCUACAAUGCGUGGACAUCUAAAGCCCGGGAGCUCGGCAUCGGCAGCCAUAACUUCUGCAGGAACCCAGACCGUGACCUCAGCCCCUGGUGUCACGUCUAUAAAGGAUCACAGCUGACCUGGGAACUGUGCGAUAUCCCCAAGUGCCCGAAGAAAACUCCAUCAAUAACCACGCAUGGACCACGAGCUCCUACACCCAUCAAUAAUCAGGGUUCCUGCGGUCAGCGUCUUGAAGCUCCUUCAAACUCGCUGCCCAUGUUUAGGAUACGAGGAGGUCAGAGCAGUGACAUCAGAGAGCAACCGUGGCAGGCCGCUAUUACUGUAUAUCUGCCACGUGCCAACACUUUUAACUUCCUGUGUGGAGGGGUUCUCAUUGACUCCUGCUGGAUCCUAUCAGCUGCUCACUGCUUCCAGCAGGGUUAUUCAGAGAAACGUCUUCGGGUGAUUCUUGGUCGAACCUUCAGGCUUCAGAACUCCAGCAGUGAGCAGAUCUUUGAUGUGGAGAAAUAUUGGGUUCAUGAAAAUUAUGAUGAUGAAACCUAUGACCAUGAUAUAGCUCUGCUCAAGUUAAAGAGCGAAGAUGGUAUCUGUGCUAUAAACUCUCCUGAGGUUCUGCCUGCGUGUUUACCAGAACCAGACCUGGUUUUACCUGACUGGACCGAGUGUGAGAUCUCAGGCUAUGGGAAAGAGGAAGAGUUUUCUCCGUUUUACUCCGAAAGAAUUAAGCGAGGUCUCGUUCGGUUAUGGCCUCAGGAACAGUGUGUUCCAGAGAAGCUGGCCGGUCGUCUGGUGACUCCUAACAUGCUGUGUGCAGGAGACACACGCGGUUUAGACGAUGCCUGCAAGGGGGAUUCUGGUGGUCCUCUGGUGUGUCCUAAGAAUGGCAGGAUGAUGCUGAUGGGGUUGAUCAGCUGGGGUGACGGAUGUGGAAAGAAAGACGUGCCCGGUGUUUACACUCGUGUCACAAACUACACAAAGUGGAUCUCUAAUAAGAUGAGAUCUAACUGAGACAUAACAGCAAAUGGCUAUUGGGCACUGAAAUGAAGGUGAUGUGGAGGACGCCUCCAUGUCCAUUGAUCUUCACACAGCUGGCCCAGCGAGCAUCAUUCUCACAUAUCGAACUUUAGUCUUCUUGAAGCUCUUCAGAUUUCAACAGGAAACCAUCAGUUGUGGGAGAAUGCAUAACAGAACCUCAGAUGUUUUGUGAUGCUGUGAGUUGAUCAUUGCAUGUACUGAAUUGAACGACCAUGUUUCAAUGAUGUAUUUUAGGAUGCCGCAUAAAUCGUGGCUUAAAAUUUGUGCUACCAACCAAACGUUCUGCUGAAUUGACUUUGGGUACCAACUCUCAUUCAGAGAUUGCCUGCUUCUUUAAUAGUACUUUUAGUAUUUUAAAAUGUUUAAAGGUGCCGUAGAAUGUAAAACUAUUAACCUAGGCACAAAUAAAUAAUAAGAGUUAUGUAUAUGGUAAUAUCAUAUCGUGAGCCUUAAAGGAACAGUAUGUAUGAUUGUGGCCAAAACUGGUAUUGCAAUCACAAAACUUGUGGCUAAAACUGGUACUGCAAUCACACAACAAUACACAAAAUGACAACAUAAACAUCAGUUGAGGGCUGCAACUCCACUUUUUAAAUGACAAUACCCUGGCCAGACCGCUGUUGUGAGUGAUAUAAGUAUUUGAAAUGAAAAUGAUUUCUUAAUGUCUAGUGACAUAUCAGGGCCAUUUUAUGAUUAAUUGAUAUAAUUUUUUUACAUACUGUUCCUUUAAACACGAUUGUUUCCUCAUAUGUAAACCUCGUGUUACCACGUUACAGUCGAAGAUGUAUGACCACAACAUUAAAUUAAUUAUAAUGUUGUUACAAUGCUAAAAACAAAGUUGUGACUGCUGAGUUAGCGCUAUAUGCUAGUUAAUGCUAUAUGCGAACGUUUAGGCUGAAGUUCUACUAUACUAAUAUACUGAAAAAAACCCACAAACUUACUACUCAGAAAUGCCCAUCAACCAUCUCCAAACAAUUGAUUAUUCCACAAAUUCUGUAUUUUCAUCUGAUACAAGCUCAAACACACACUGUCACAGUAUUACUGGUUAUUUCUGGCAACUAGCUGCCAGUAACUUACUGUAAAUUUUAUAUUUAUGUUAUUUACUGGCAACAGUUUGUUCAAAGUUAAAUAAUCAUGAAACAUUUUCAGUCUUUAUCUUCUACAGUAAGUUACUGGCAAUCAGCUGCAUAAUUUUUUUACAGUGGUCUGUUUGCACACACACAGAGCUACUGAAUGAGCUGCUCUGUAAAACAUCCAAUCAGAGCAGAGCUCAACAUUAUUAUUCAUGACCCUUUCAAAUAAGGUAAUAAUAGACCAUUUAAUUCUGGGAAAAAAAUCCUAGAGUUGUAAAUGGACAUGUAAAUCCGUCUCUUGAUAAUUUUUGCCCCACACCUUUUAUGUAGAUAUCAAAGAACAAUUAAAAAAAAUUUAAUGUAUUUUUUGGCACCUUUAAAUGGAUUUAGACGGAGCACUUCAUGUAGCUUAACUGGUGGAGCAUUGUGUUAGCAGCGCAGGGGUCAUGGGUUUGAUUCUAGGAAACAGACAACAAAUUGACAUUGAUAAUAAGUGACUAAAUACAUUUCAUCUCUGAAAAGAAGUGAAAGCACUUAUUUUCUUGGCUGUUACAAGAUGUUUUUGUUUUGUAAUGCUUAUUGGCAUUUUUUAAAUACAUUUUUAACACUAAAUAUCUGCUGGAUCAGAGAGACUUGUGUUUACUACUAGGGUUGGGUAUUGGCAAGGGCCUCACAAUACGAUACGUAUCACGAUACAUGGGUCAUGAUACAAUGUAUCAUGAUACGAUACAAUACAUUGCAUGUUGCAAUACAUUGCAAUACUUCUCCUUUUUUUUAAUCAAAAAUUUUUUUAAGCCAAAGAUGCUUCCAGACAUCGGCUUUGAAAGCUGCAGGUGUUUUUAAAUUUUCUGCCAUUUUCUCACUCCCGCUAACUGGCUGUAUAUGACAGACACCUGGACAACGACAACUACAGCAGUGGCGGAGGAGGUCGUUUAACGCAGUUGUUCUCAAACGUUUUCAGCGUGCGGCCCCCCUUGUGUACGGCGCAUUCCUUCCCGGCCCCCCCAAAGAAAAUUUAUGACAAGAAACAAAACAUAUUAAAUGAUACAAAGUAGUGUUGUUGGUUAGUAGUCUUAUUUUUUUUAGGUUUAAUUGCACAGAAUUCAUGAUAAAUUAAUUUAUUUUAUAAAAUGUCAUAAAACUGGGGCCCCCCUGGCACCAUCUCGCGGCCCCCCUGGAGAACCACUGGUUUAACGCACAUAGAAGGAUUUGAUGGUUUUUAAAAAUAUUGACAGUAGAGAUUGAAAUAUUGACACACUAUCGUGGAAAAGUGUAUCACGAUAGUUAGCUGUAUGUAUCCAUAUUUUUUGCACAGCCCUAUCUACUACAGUAUGUAUUUAAUAAGACUUACAGAUCCACUAAUGGGAUACAUUUUAACUUAAUAUUUUUAACAUAUUUUGUAAACUGUUUUGUAAAUUUAUAUUCAUAUAUAUUAGCAAUUAUGGCUAAAUUAUUGUUUAUGGUUUUAUAAAUGCUUGUAUUAUUUUGUGUGACUUUUUAUAAAACAAGAAAUGAAAACUUUUGUCUACUAUUAUGUCUUUAGCACAAACUAUUUAACUAGUCUUUAAGGGUGACUUAAUGCUGGCAUAUCAAGUUUGUUUGAAAAUAUUAUUUUAUUUGCAUUACAUGCACCUUCUGAGUUUGUGCUGUGUUUGAAAAACAUUUAUAACAUUUUUCAUAUUAAACUGGUUUAUAGUGUGAAAAAAUAAUUGACAGUUGUAAUGAGAGCCAGAUUGGCUCCCUCUGCUGGCCUUCAGUGGUUUCUCUCAUCUGUCACUAUCCGGACUACAUUACCCAUCAUCCCUUGCACUACCAGUUCCUCACCACACCUGUUUCCUGUCACCUGGAUUGCCUUUGAUGUUGUCGUUUGCCUGGUGUAUGACCCUUGCCUGUAUUGUGGAUUACCCCUUCAAUAAAACCAUCAUUUGGAUCAAA
Messenger RNA from Misgurnus anguillicaudatus (oriental weatherfish), 4969 nucleotides. NCBI's taxonomy places the organism in Eukaryota, Metazoa, Chordata, Actinopteri, Cypriniformes, Cobitidae. The record is from RefSeq and is a predicted model, not a curated record.